Coregonus clupeaformis (lake whitefish) is the source of this 3934-nucleotide messenger RNA. RefSeq names its product rap guanine nucleotide exchange factor 4-like. Gene Ontology annotation, biological process: positive regulation of GTPase activity; Ras protein signal transduction. The record is from RefSeq and is a predicted model, not a curated record. Gene Ontology annotation, molecular function: guanyl-nucleotide exchange factor activity. Gene Ontology annotation, cellular component: plasma membrane. The transcript is spliced from 30 exons. Bases 81 to 3092 code for a protein of 1003 amino acids. NCBI's taxonomy places the organism in Eukaryota, Metazoa, Chordata, Actinopteri, Salmoniformes, Salmonidae.
UAACCACCGCGCUGAAGCCGCCCUCAGCAUCUCCUGGUUUCUCAAUCACACACGCUCUCACACACCCAUUCUCUGGAAAGAUGGUCGCUAUAGAAACAUCACCCAACUCGUCUCCUUCGGCUGAAUGGGUCGGCUGUUUGGAUAAAAGGCCUGUGGAGCGUUCAGGAGAGGAUGUGGAUAUUAUUCUGACCAGACUUAAAGGGGUUAAAGCCUUCCAGAGGUUCCACCCCUCCCUCCUGCUGCAGAUAUGCUCCUGUGCCUUCUACGAAUACCUGGAGAAAGGCAUCACCUUGUUCCGCCAGGGUGACAUAGGAACCAGCUGGUAUGCUGUUCUGUCUGGCUCCCUGGAUGUCAAGGUGUCAGAAACAGCCAACCACCAGGUAAAUCAGGAUGCUGUCACCAUCUGCACGCUGGGAAUCGCGACGGCGUUUGGAGAGUCGAUUCUGGAUAAUACUCCUCGCCACGCCACUAUCGUCAGCAGAGAGACCAGCGAACUGCUCCGCAUCGAACAGAGAGAGUUCAAGAGUCUAUGGGAGAAGUACCGUCAGUGUAUGGCUGGCCUUCUGGCCCCUCCCUAUGGUGCCAUGGAGACUGGAUCCAACAAUGACAGGCUGACAGACAAAGACGGUUCAGAUCCUCUCAACUUCAUGAACAAGACUCUCAACAAGGUUCCAUCAGAGAAGCUGCAGCGAGGGGGGAAGGUGAUGCGGAACACCAUUCUCUCCAGAGCUCCUCACAUGAUCAGAGACAGGAAGUACCACCUCAAGACAUACAGGCAGUGUUGUGUAGGUACAGAGCUGGUAGACUGGCUGGUGCAGCAGAGUACCUGUGUACAUACUCGCUCUCACGCUGUGGGGAUGUGGCAGACUCUGCUGGAGGAGGGAGUCCUGAACCACGUGGACCAGGAGCUGGGUUUCCAGGACAAGUACCUGUUCUAUCGUUUCCUUGACGAUGAGGAGGAGGACACCCCAUUGCCUAGCGAGGAGGAGAAGAGGGAGAGUGAGGAAGAGCUGCCUGAGACAAUCCUCUUUCUCGCCCAGAUGGGACCUGACGCCCUGCUGCGCAUGAUCCUCCGCAAACCUCCUGGUCAGAGGACAGGUGAUGAUCUGGAGAUCAUCUAUGAUGAGCUGCUUCACAUCAAGGCCUUAUCCCACCUCUCCAACACUGUGAAGAGGGAGCUGGCGAGUGUUCUCAUCUUCGAGUCUCAUGCUAAAGCAGGAACCGUGUUGUUUAACCAGGGAGAGGAGGGCACAUCCUGGUACAUCAUCCAGAAGGGCUCUGUCAAUGUGGUCAUCUACGGCAAGGGUGUGGUGUGUACCCUGCACGAGGGAGAUGACUUUGGGAAGCUGGCGUUGGUGACUGACUCUCCUCGAGCUGCCUCCAUCGUCCUCAGAGAAGACAACUGUCACUUCCUCCGAGUGGACAAGGAAGACUUCAACAGGAUACUCAGGGACGUAGAGGCAAAUACAGUGCGUUUGAAGGAACAUGAGCAGGCUGUUCUGGUCUUGGAGAAGAGUCCCAGAGCGUCCAGUCUGGGAAACAUCAGGUACACUGUCAUGUCUGGAACCCCUGAGAAGAUCCUAGACCACUUCCUGGAGACCAUGAGGAUGGACACACACCACUCUGACCCAGACCCUGCGGUAGAUGACUUUGUCCUCAUGCACUGUGUCUUCAUGCCUAACAGCCAGUUCUGCCAACUACUCAUGGCACACUACCAUGCGGUGGCUCCCCCGGGUUCGGAGCAGGAGAGGUUGGAGUACGCUGUGACCUGUAAGAGACGAGUCCUCAAUCUGGCCCUGCGCUGGGCUGCAGUACACAAACACCACCUACAGGAGGAGCCAGCAGCACUCACAUUCCUGGAGGAGCUGUAUGGGAGUGUGUCCAGUGUGUCCAAUGACUCACGGAUCCUCAGAGCUCUGAAAGACUUUGUACCUGACUUGGAGAAGAUCGUCAAACUACAUUCAGAAGAGGCCAAACUGAAAAAGCAGAAGGUCCUUCUUAGACAGUUCAGCAACGGAGACGAGAGACUAGCGAAGACACAACCCAUCAGGAACUGUGAUGACAUCCUGUUGAAGGUGUACUGCAGUGACCACACCUACACCACCAUCCGGGUUGCCGUGGCAGCCACAGGGAGGGAGGUGACCAGCGCUGUGGCCAACAAACUUGCCUCAAACGACGACCUGCUAUUGGUCCACCUCAGCUCCGCAGGCGAGAAGCAGAUGCUGAAGCCCAAUGAUGUGUCAGUAUUCUCCUCUCUGAGCAUCAACGGGCGUAUGUUUGCCUGUCCCCGGGACCAGCUCAAUGCUCUGACCCCUCUCCCAGACCAGGAGGGGCCCUCAGCGGGGUCCAUGUCCAGUUUUGAGCUGAUGAGUUCUAAAGACCUGGCCUAUCAGAUGACCCUGUACGACUGGGAACUCUUCAGCUGCGUUCACGAGCAUGAGUUGUUGUACCACACGUUUGGACAUCAGAGCUUCAGGAGAACCACAGCCAACCUGGACCUGUUCCUACGCAGGUUCAACCAGGUGCAGCUGUGGGUGGUGACGGAGGUGUGUCUGUGUGGUCAGCUCAGCAAACGGGUUCAGCUGCUCAAGAAGUUCAUCAAAAUCGCUGCUCACUGUCGGGAGUUUAAGAACCUGAACUCGUUCUUUGCCAUUAUCAUGGGCAUGAGCAACCCUGCAGUCAGCCGACUCACCCAGACCUGGGAGAAACUCCCCAGCAAGUUCAAGAAGUUUUAUGCUGAGUUUGAGAGCAUGAUGGACCCGUCCAGGAACCACCGGGCGUACCGGCUGACUGUCACCAAAAUAGAGCCACCAAUCAUCCCCUUCAUGCCCCUCCUCCUCAAAGACAUGACUUUUAGUCACGAGGGCAACAAGACAUUCAUAGACAACAUGGUCAACUUUGAGAAGAUGCGGAUGAUAGCAAACACCAUCCGGGCGGUGAGACACUGCAGGAGUCAGCCGUUCAACCCUGAGGUGUGUCAGCCCAAUAAGAACCAUGCUGAGGUGAGGGGUUAUGUCAGGAAGCUGUGUGUGAUAGACAAGCAACGGACCCUGACAACGCUCUCCUAUAGGCUAGAGCCCCGCAGGACCUGAGCCCUGAGCCUGCCCACCAUGCAAUUUUUACCCUCUAUGACAUCAUACAAAACCCUCAGCCUCUGUAUAAGAUCAAAGGUAACUUUCAUUGCUAUGACAUCAUAUGGCUUCAUUGGGCCUCUAUGACAUUAUAUGGAACAGUCAGAUGUCUAUGACAUCACAUGGAAUUCUUAGCCCUCUAAGACAUCUUACUGAACCCUUAGCCUUCUAUGACAUCACACAGAACCAUCAGCCCUCUCUGAAAUCACACAGAACAGUUUGCCCUCUGUGACAUCAUAGUGAACCCUCAGCUCCUCUGUGACAUCACACAAAAUCUUCAGGUCUGCUAUGAAUCAUAUAGCACCCUCAGCCCUCUAUGACAUCACAUAGAAGAGAGAUGAUUUAGAGAUAAGAGACUUGAUUUCUCUAUGUUACUUGUAAGGUUACUGUAAAUGUAGAUAGAAAACUGGAAGUAUUUAAAAAGUAACUGAAAAAAGUCACAACUAGAGGUUUUAAGUCUUAUUUACAUAUUACCGUGUUCCUUACUAUGAGCAGAUGUCAAAAAUAUGAAAAAGUAUAAUGUUACAAAUACCAAGAUUUACAUAAAGUAUUAUAGAGAAACAAAACCCCUAGCUUUGUUACGCCAGUGUUCUGAAAACUGUCCUCAAGUUCUUGUUUAUUUUUGCAUUAAAGCACAACUCAUGUAGCAUAUUGUUAUUCAUGUAAAAUCAGUCAUCUUUCUCAGUUGUGUUCUUUGUAAAUGUGGGUACUGUAUAUUUAACUUGUCCUAGAUCUUGUUUUACCUCAGGACCUCAUCAUGAUGUCAGUGUGUUGAGAGCGUAUAGUCUGUCUGAACUGUAAAU